This is a messenger RNA of Chlamydomonas reinhardtii, 2468 nucleotides long. RefSeq lists its product as uncharacterized. Lineage: Eukaryota; Viridiplantae; Chlorophyta; Chlorophyceae; Chlamydomonadales; Chlamydomonadaceae. The transcript is spliced from 13 exons. The coding region runs from base 86 to 889 and encodes 267 amino acids. Gene Ontology annotation, molecular function: oxidoreductase activity, acting on the CH-OH group of donors, NAD or NADP as acceptor. The record is from RefSeq and is a predicted model, not a curated record.
CAAGUCAGGCGUUAUCUGUGAGCUUGCAACACCUCCGCUCGACAUCUGGGGUUUCGCUCGGAACAACUGCGUUGUGAAGCGCAUCAUGUCGGUCGCGGCUGCAGCUCCGCGGCUUGCUGGCAAGGUCGCGGUCGUGACCGGUGGCGCGCGUGGCAUCGGGCUGGGCUGUGCCCGCAGCCUAUGCAAGGAGGGCGCGAAGGUGGUGUUGGCUGACGUUGACCUGGCGGCGGCGCAGCGCAGUGCCGGCGAGCUGGCGGCGGCGGGGCACGCGGCGGCGGCAGUCAAGUGCGACGUGCGGCUCAAGGCGGACUGCGAGGCGGCGGUGAAGGCGGCGGUGACGCAGUGGGGCAAGCUAGACAUAAUGGUGGCCAACGCGGGCAUCGUCAAGGCCGCGCCCUUCCUGGACAUGAGCGAGCAGGACUUUGACGACGUGGUGGCUGUGAAUCUGAAGGGCGUGUUCCUCACCUGCCAGGCUGCUGCUCGGCAGAUGGUGGCCCAGAAGGGCGCAGACCCGCAAUGGGGUGGCGGCGCCAUUGUGACCAUGUCGUCCGUCAAUGCGGUCAUGGCCAUCCCCUCCAUUGCGGGCUACAACGCCAGCAAGGGCGGCGUCAACGGCCUCACGCGCUGCAUGUCGCUGGCGCUGGCGCCGCACGGAAUCCGUGUCAACAGUGUGGGCCCGGGCUCCAUCGCCACGGACGUGCUGGCCAGUGUGGCGAGUGACGAGGCUGCGCGCAACCGCAUCCUGUCGCGCACACCCCUGGGCCGCAUUGGAGAGCCGGACGAGAUUGGCGAGGUGGUGGCGUUCCUGGCCUCUGACUCCUCCUCCUACAUGACUGGUCAGGUGCUGUACGUGGACGGCGGGCGGCUGGCUCUCAACUACACCGUGUGAUGGGCGUGCCGCGGUUUGCGUGUGUGUGCCCCGUUGUGUCGCCUAUGUUUGCGGGUGAGUAAUCAUGAUGGUGAGAGGGGGCUGUUGCGGUGUUGUGACUGUUAUCAGGUUGGGGAAGUGAGGUGGUGGGCCGCGGACGCAGUUGGGGAGCAAGAGCUGUGCGCAGGAGAUCGGGCCUGUCGGGGCUGUAACUGGAGCCCAGCAGUUUGGCGGCUUUCUGGUAUUUCGCUGCAGCUGCGCGGUACAAUUUGGCCGUACGGCGUGAUAGAGGCCUGAAUACGGGUUCAGAGAAAUGUUGGCUAGUGUGAAUGCAAAUGCAAGACGCCGUCGAGUUCUCCAGGCUAGCAAGCAGCAAGGGGUUAUCAAGGAAGAUGAGGCGGCGGUGCAUAUCAGGAUGAUGGUGGCCUACUAGGAGAUUACUGAUACUGCAUGCGUGCCGGUUUCGACUAUGACUGUAGAUGUGACUAGAUGUGGCGGCAAGACAGCGACAAGUUACGAGCUGCGGGUCCGUCACAAUGCCUGACGUCGCCGUGACUGCGAACUAUAACCCGCCUCAGCCGGGUCAGGCGUUGACCAUCGAUCGGGCGCGUGUACUCAAGACUCGCCGUCUCGCCGUGACCCAACCAUACAUACACACUUUACAUUUUGUUAUUUAUUGGCAUCAUCAUGGCCCCGGCGCUAUCCGUUCCGUUCACUCUCGCGACUGCAGGCACCCUCGGCGUCGUGUACGCCGGUGUGCAGCUGCGCGUGGGUCUGCACCGCCUUGGUUCCAAGAUUAACUUUGGCACCAAGACGGCCGCGGGCACUGAGGAUGAGGAGCUGGUAGCCAAGUCCCGCGCCGGCGGCACCUUGGGGGAGUUCGUGCCCAUCGGCGUGCUGCUCAUGCUGCUGCUGGAGGCCGGCACCCCCCUGCCCGCCAACCUGGUGGCCGCAUACGGCGCGGUGUUUGGCGUGUCGCGCCUGACGCACGCCUACGCCAUUGCCAACUCCAACAACAAGAACUGGGACCACGGCCCCACCCGCAAGUAUAGCUUCAUCGCCACCAUCCUGUCGCUGGUGACGGCGGGCGGCUACGUGGCCUUCCAGGGAGCCAAGGCGCUGCGCAAGUAGGCAGGCAGCGGCGGGCGGUGGCGGCGAGGAGGCCUGGCUAGCACCGGGCGGGCUGCGCUGCGGUAACUGCGUGGAGAGGGCUGCAGAGGCUUUGGCGUUGUGUACGAGUCAAGGCGCUCGUGGGCGCCUGCACAGGCUGCCUCAGUAGAGGAUGACAAGACGUGUGGCGUGAUGUGUUUGAUUGUGUUCGUGGCGAAGGAGCCGCGAGAUGGAGAGUGACAAGUGUUACAUGCAGUGACUUUGGAAACUGUGUGCAUGUGGUGGUGCAUCUAUGCCGACAUGGAAACGCAGGAUUGCAUGACGGAAUUGUUUGUGACUACGCCAACAUUACAUCAGCAAGGCCUGUACAAUCCGCGCGUAGGCAAUCAGCAUGGUGAUGGCGAGCCGGGAUUGCCGGAUUGGCAGGUGAUCUGGCCGGGGAGCUGCGAUGUCGCAUGUACCGUCCCACCUCAGCAACAUAAUCUUGCAC